AUGUCGCCGCUUCAGGGGAUUAUGUCGGCUUCUAAGGAUAUUUUCACAUUCGUCAGAAGGCAAACAUUCGAAUCGGAGCCCCAUAGAACAUUGCAUGCAGUCAACGACGCCAGACGAAGCCUGCCGGGCUUUUCACAAGACAUCAAUCCAGACACCCUUGCUGGGGUAACCGUGAAGGUCGAAGAGUCAGAUCAGAACUUCGGCACGUGGCAGUUGGUCACUCACGACCAAAGCUCUCCGCUCCCAAGCAUCGAGGAAAGCUUGUCAAUUGGCGAGUCACCGCCUCAAAGUAUGGGGAGCACCAUGCCCGCCACGCCCCUCGACGUUGAUUAUAGUUUUUCGCCUUUCCCAAAAUCGAGUAGUCAAUUCGAUCGAAACGAAGCACCGGAGAGAUCCCAGGUGCCGAUGUAUCAGAGUAUCAGGGAUGGCUUUGAUACAAGAGAGAUCAACGGCUUCACCAAGCUACAGAGCACGAGGCGGCGAAAGAGAUCACCAGCCCCGCCUGGAAUAGGCUCUCUUCCUGUAUCUUGCGGCAUCAAAUCUGCAUCAUUUCGAAGCAAUACAAAGAGUACGAGGAUGCGCGAAAGAUUUGUCAUCGACUCUGAUCUACAAGAAAUUACCAGAGUCAGGGCUUCAUCUAAAGCAGUCGAUCUACUGGCGAUGCCAGAGUCCCAAGGAGAGGCAACUUUGAAUUACUUCCACCAUACCAAGAGGAACAAUAUCAACGAGGAUUCCGGAAGCCCCAGAGUCUUACCAUCCCUCCGCACCAUCGAAGUAUUGCCACGGCAUAGAAGAUCGAGACACCGUUCCGGUAAACUAUUCAUCUUAUCUGAUGAUGUUGAAGAGAUCGAGCCCGCAAGACACGACGCCUUACAGUCGGACCGAGCGUGCGCAGUCUCCCGUGGUGAUUCUCACGUAGGCGCAUCAAGCCUCUCGCGGGAGGCUUCAGCCACAGCGCUGGUUGGCGACGUUUUUGACGACGAGCUGGGUACGAAUCAGCUGGCAGCAACAGACAGUACAACACCGGCCAACACCAUGACUAAGAUGAAGCCAGAUGCCGAACAUAAGACCUCCCUUGGUCUCAUGAACACCGGGGAAACAUAUGUAGAUGGAGAAACCCCAAAGGCUUGGCCGGCUGGGUUACAGGGAGAAUCGGUUUGGACUGGCGCAUUCACAGACCUUAGACCACGUCCCAAUGGAACCUUUUCCAGCGAAAGGCAGAGUUAUCAAAAACAAGAACAAGGCGCACCUAGUUGCUAA
Molecule: messenger RNA, 1260 nt
Organism: Colletotrichum paranaense
Lineage: Eukaryota; Fungi; Ascomycota; Sordariomycetes; Glomerellales; Glomerellaceae
Exons: 3
Coding region: 1-1260 (419 amino acids)
Source: RefSeq, a predicted model, not a curated record